AUGGCCAUCCGAGUAUUUUGCAACUCCUGCUUCUGUGAGCCCCGCAAGGCCUCACCACGGUUCAUCUUCACCAGCUGUGGCCAUGUCAUCUGUGAGCUCUGCCUCCAAAAAGGCAAAAAAGAUGAAUGUUUGAUCUGCAGAACUCCUUGUCGUACAGUAUUCCUUUCAAAAGAGACAAGUCCUGAAAUUCAGUCACUGUUCAUGGGAAUAGACACACUGUGCAGGAAAUAUUCAAAAGAAAUAACACAGAUUUCAGAAUUUCAAGAAAAAAAUCGUAAACAUUUGCUAGCAUACCACAGAGAAAAGAGAGUAAAGCUGGAAGAAUCUCUGAGGAAAGCAAGACAGCAACUGCAUCAGAUACAAUGUAUGAAACCUCCUCAGCAAGCUACUCAACUGCCAUUUGCCAGUACAAGCAGAAAUCCACUUUCCAUGCCUUCAAGAAGACUGAAUGGGUAUUCCUCAUAUUCUCGUCAACCUAGUCAUCCUUCUUCUGAAACAAUGGAGUCAAUGGAGGUUGAUCCUGUACCUUCACCAAUGAGGAAACCUGAGACAAUGACUGGUCCAGCAAGAUUAUCAGUUAUAACUCCACCGCAGGAUGGACGCAUGGGUAGUGUAUCCUACAGAAGUUCUCAGUCAUCUGGAAUAACAUCAAGUCAAACUACAGCAGUAUCUACCAGAUCCACACCUAUAGGACUACCACAUAAUGGAUGUUCACUUAUAUCACCAUCCGGAUCACAAAACAGUAGGAGGGGAUCAUGGUCUGCUUCUGAUUUCAGAACUCCUCCAUUAUAUCAAUUUACAUUACCUUCACCACAGUCAUCUGUAGCAAGACCUCCAAUCACCAUUUCUGGAAUUCUACAAAGACAACAUUUAGGAUCAGCUAGUUUUGGAGGACAAACAGCAGAAAGAUAA
Messenger RNA from Lagopus leucura (white-tailed ptarmigan), 912 nucleotides. It is a transcript of the gene RNF212, whose product is annotated as ring finger protein 212. Lineage: Eukaryota; Metazoa; Chordata; Aves; Galliformes; Phasianidae. Gene Ontology annotation, cellular component: synaptonemal complex. Gene Ontology annotation, molecular function: SUMO transferase activity. The coding region runs from base 1 to 912 and encodes 303 amino acids. Gene Ontology annotation, biological process: protein sumoylation; reciprocal meiotic recombination; homologous chromosome pairing at meiosis. The transcript has 12 exons. The record is from RefSeq and is a predicted model, not a curated record.